Miscanthus lutarioriparius is the source of this 1281-nucleotide messenger RNA. NCBI's taxonomy places the organism in Eukaryota, Viridiplantae, Streptophyta, Magnoliopsida, Poales, Poaceae. The record is from the annotation of a GenBank genome assembly.
AUGGACCAAUUCGACCGUGAUCAGUACCCGCUUCUUCUCAAGCAAUUCAGUGGGUUGCAGCAGUCUGGUACAGUCUCUGAAUAUGCAGCAGAGUUCAAUCGCCUUGCCCACGGGAUUCUGCUCUACAACCCGGCCUAUGAUGAUACGUACUUUGUGACACAGUUUGUUGGAGGUCUCAAAGAGGACAUUCGUUCAGCUAUCGCCCUGCAUAGGCCAUCAGAUGUGGCUGCAGCUAGCGCAUUGGCUAUGCUGCAAGAAGACGAGUUGGGCAAGAAGCAGCGUUCCAAACCUUCUUGGCGUCAGUUUACUGAGCGUCCUAAGCAGCCAGACACUGAUAAGCCUAAACAUACUCCUGCACGGCUUGAUCAAGAAGAUAAGCUGUCAUCUCUGAGAGAUUAUCGUCGCAAGAACAAUCUAUGCUUCAAAUGCGGCGAGAAGUGGAACCAGCAUCACACUUGUCCUGCCAAGGUGUCCUUACAUGUGAUCGAGGAGAUAUUGGAUGCCUUGUCUUCAGAAGAGUCAGCUGAAGCCGUUCCAGAUGCUGAUGAGCUGGAAGAAGUCAUCUCGGUUCUAUCUUCUGAAGCAGCUGUCAGUCCCAAGAGACGUCGUACCAUGAAGCUUUGUGGAUUGAUCGAUAAUCAUGAGGUCCUUAUACUGGUUGAUUCGGGUAGUGUCGGCACUUUUAUCAGUGAUCGGAUCGUUGAUCAGUUGAAGUUGACGACAGUGGAAGCUGUACCCACCAAGUUUGUCGCGGCCGAUGGCUCCCCAAUGAUUUGCUCAUUCAGGGUACCUCACUUACAGUGGUCAACAAAGGGCUACUCAUUCACAUCUAAUGCUGGGGUUCUACCUUUGAAGUGUUUUGACAUGGUCUUGGACGAGGAUUGGUUAGAGGAGUGUAGCCCAAUGUGGGUGGAUUGGGUGAAGAAGGUUAUUCGAUUCACUCACAAAGGUAAUCGGAUUACUCUGACGGGAGUGCAACCAUCAGUGAAUUCCUAUGCACCUAUCUGCUCAAUACAGCUGCAAGGACUGUUGAAGCGUGGUGCCAUUGUGCAUUGUAUUCAGUUCAAGCCGAUGAUACUGUGCUGGCUGUAUCGACCUGCAAUCCUAUGUGGAUGCAGCGUAUUCAGGAUGGUUAUACUGAUGACCCUCAAGCGCAACAACUCCUGUCUGAACUUGUUAUCAAUCCUGAAAACGCAAAAGGGUACUCAUUGGUUGAUGGGAUCAUUCAGCUCAGAGGGCGUAUUUGGUUGGGAUCAAAUCAGCUGGCUCAACGUCAUGUGA